Oncorhynchus gorbuscha (pink salmon) is the source of this 1734-nucleotide messenger RNA. RefSeq names its product stress response protein NST1-like. NCBI's taxonomy places the organism in Eukaryota, Metazoa, Chordata, Actinopteri, Salmoniformes, Salmonidae. The record is from RefSeq and is a predicted model, not a curated record. The coding region runs from base 1 to 1683 and encodes 560 amino acids. The transcript has 2 exons.
AUGCUGCCUCCUUGUCUGCCACGUGUCUUUGACAUUGACUACAAACUGCCAGGGGCGGCAGUAGAGGAAACCAACAAGUGUCCAGUUGCCAGUGAAACAACCAAUGAUGUGUCCACUCACCUCAAAGAGGACAUGGCAGCUGAUCAAAGCCCUCCUGACCCUGCAGCACUGCCUCCAAGCUCGCCAUGUAUCCGUGACUCUGACCACAAACUGACCAAAGAGGAAAGAGAAAAUGUACCCGAGUCCUCCCUUGCCACAGAGAUCACUGUAGGCACAUCCAUUGUCCAGGGAGAGGACCUGGAUAAAAGCCCUGCUCCAAGGCUGCCUCCAAGCUUGUCACACGUUUUGGACAAUGACCAUAAGCAGCCAGAGGAGACGAUAGAGGGCACCACUGAGUGCUCAGUUGCCGCAGAGGCAUCAGUUGCUAAUAGAGUGGAUCCAUCAGCAGCUACAGGUCUUCCCUCAGUGCUGCCUUCAAGCCUAAAACGUGUCUUUGACAAUGACUACAAAUGGCCAGAGGAGGCAGUAGAGGGCACCAGCAAAUGUCCAGUUGCCAGUGAAGCAGCCGCUUCCGUGUCCACUGUCCUCCAAGAGGAGUUUUUGGCUGAUAAAAGUCCUCCUGCACCCACAGCACUGUCUCUAAGGCUGCCCUGCACCCACAACAUUGACCACAAACAGCCAGAGGAGAUCGUUGAAAACACCACAGAGUGCUCAGUUGACAUAGAGGCAUGUGCAGUUGCAUCCACUGUCAAGAGAGAGGAACUGAUGGGUGAUAAAAGCCCUAUCCAUGCACUUCCUCCAAGCCUGGCAUGCAUCCAUGACAAGGACCACAAGCAACCAGAUCAGAAAGGGAGGGGCACUACUGAGGAGGUGGAGAUCUGCCCUCAUGCUCACCAGCUGGUCCCAGAUGCUAAAUUAACUCUGGCAACCUGCAAUGAUGAGCCGCCCACCCCUCUGAUCAGCGUGGUCACUAAGAUGCCUGUUAGAGUUGGAGCCUCCAUAUGCAGUUCAGAGGAUGAGGAACCCAGGCCCUGGACCCUGGAAGAGGAAAAGGAUUAUUGGAUAGGCAUUGAAAUUGAGAGUGAAGAGAGGAGCGUCACUGAGGAGGUGAGCCCGAGGGAGGGAUUGAAGAGUGAGGCGGACUGUGCCCAUUCCAAGUGCUCCAAUGGGAUGGUUUCAUCAGAGAGAGCAGAGUCCAUCCUGGGAAGAGUGGGCUUUCUGCUCAUGAACCACAUGCAGAAAAUCCAGUUUUUGAAGAUGGAGGAAAAAGAGAAAAAUAAGACACUGAAUAAGAAGUUGAAAUAUGAAGAGAGAAAGGAGAUGAAAGACAAGGAGGAGGAGCAAAAAAAGAGGAAGAAAGAGAUGAAGGAGAGAGAGAAAGAGCAGAAGAAAGUCUUGAAGGCUGAGAAGAAGAGGGAGAAGGAAAGAAAAGAGAAGGAAAAGGCAGAGAAAAAGAGGUUAGAGGGGCUGAUGAAGAUACAUAAUGACAUGAUGAAAGACAGGAUUAAGAAAGAGAAGAAGUGUUCUGAGGAGCUAAAAAAGAGAGAGAAAGCUCAAGCUGAAUUCUUGGAGAUGGAGAGAAAGAUUCAAGAAAAGGAGGAGAAGAAGAGAGAAAAGAUGAGGAGAGAGGAGAGGAAGAGACUAGAGAAGAAGAAAGAGGGAGCCAGCUGGAGGUGGAACUGAGACGGUGAUAGAAGAGCAGGGAAGGGAUGAAAGCUUGAAGAUGGAUGAGUA